AAACAAUUAAUUUAGUAUUCUUGGGUGUGCUGUCUCGCGAUAUCGGUUUUGUAGGGUGAGGGGAGUUUAUAGCCCAAUGGCAUUACGAUGAAUUGAUUCAAACUAUAGACUUUAGAUUGCUUUACGCAGCGCAGAGCCCGGAUAUAUGUUUACAAUGUCAAUGAUCUCAUCGUCGAUGCUCCCGGCGUCGCUGAUCUUGGCAUCAAGUCUGUGCCUCCUGCCCAUUCAUCCGGCGAACGCGGCCAACUGCAAAGUUCGUGAGGGCACGUCGUGUGUUUGCGACAUGGAUGAUGGCAGUGGAUUUAUCAGCCUCAUGGAAAUCAGUAACAACAACGGACCUAGUUCUAAACCCUUCUUCACAAACGUAAAGAGCGGGAGGUACGAGUAUUCCUUCAAUCCGUGCACUGCCUUCACGGAAACCAAGUGCUCUAACAACGUAGCAGUAUGCCAGCAACGCAGUUCUGUCUGUGGUCGCCAGCAAACGCAGUUCGAUAUGACGCAGAAUCCGCCGACCAUUACGUAUGGGAACGGCGCAUGUGUUCAAAAGCCAGCGCCUGCACCAGACACAACCCAGCCGCCACAGCCUCAGCCUACCAGUCGCGAACCAGCUCCUCCGUCGGCCGGCCCGACCUCGCCGCAUCGACACCCGGAGCACAACUCGAUAAGUCUGGGAACCAUCAUGGAUGUGUGCUUGCUACUGUUGAUAGUCACAUACCUGGUUGCUGGAACGGCCUUCAUGUACCUUCACCGUGGUGCACGGGGCAAGAAGGCCCUGCCUAAUCUCGCAUUCUGGCUCAUGGUCCCCGAACUGAUAAAGGAAGGAGCUCUGUUCGUUGUUGUGAAGGUAAAAUCACUUCGUGGACUUCAACGCACUGGCUACAGCGAGUUAUAACACCUUUCCGACUCACCACCCGACACUAUAGCAUAUUUCCAUAAUUAUUAUACGUACUGUGGCUACAGCGAGCGCUAACACCUUUUCCAAGCCGAACUCUGUGUUCUCAUAGGCAUUCUUCAUCAUUUCUAGCAACUGGCCCCUGGCCGGUGAGAAGUUAUCUUUGCCUGUAAAUCUGAUGAAGUACUGUAAAACCGGAAGUCUAACAACCAAAAAGUUUAACGUUUUUGUAAUUUUGGCAUGAUUACGUGCAGAAAGUUUAACGUUGGCUAGCUGGCCACCCAUCUGUAUGCGCAUCUUUACACAGACCUCUCGCGAUAACGUUUUUUUUUUCAAAUAACGAAAAAGAAUUGGUCGUUGAAACGUUAGACUUUGUGUCUCGUUAGACUUUCGGGUUUUACAGUAAAAUAAAAAAACAACAGCAUGGAGAGAUUUGGAGAGAUUUUAAUUUUUUUUUGUAGCCAAGGACUUUGUGCGGGGGUG
Molecule: messenger RNA, 1375 nt
Organism: Sycon ciliatum
Lineage: Eukaryota; Metazoa; Porifera; Calcarea; Leucosolenida; Sycettidae
Exons: 6
Coding region: 146-892 (248 amino acids)
Cellular component (GO): trans-Golgi network
Source: RefSeq, a predicted model, not a curated record